Messenger RNA from Cephus cinctus (wheat stem sawfly), 621 nucleotides. It is a transcript of the gene RpS27A, whose product is annotated as ubiquitin-40S ribosomal protein S27a. The transcript has 4 exons. NCBI's taxonomy places the organism in Eukaryota, Metazoa, Arthropoda, Insecta, Hymenoptera, Cephidae. Gene Ontology annotation, biological process: translation; protein ubiquitination; modification-dependent protein catabolic process. The coding region runs from base 87 to 557 and encodes 156 amino acids. Gene Ontology annotation, molecular function: protein tag activity; ubiquitin protein ligase binding; structural constituent of ribosome. Gene Ontology annotation, cellular component: cytoplasm; nucleus; ribosome. The record is from RefSeq and is a predicted model, not a curated record.
AGUACUACGUCUGUAUACUACAUAAGCCUAGAGAUCCUUUCCGUGAUCGCAUGGUGUAGCUGUGGUGAAAGGACUACACCAUCAUCAUGCAGAUUUUCGUGAAAACGUUAACUGGGAAGACCAUCACCCUUGAGGUCGAAGCUGCGGAUACUAUUGAAAAUGUCAAAGCAAAAAUUCAAGAUAAAGAAGGUAUCCCACCUGACCAGCAACGUUUGAUCUUCGCUGGCAAGCAAUUAGAGGAUGGUAGAACCCUGCUGGACUACAAUAUCCAAAAGGAAUCGACAUUGCACUUGGUUCUGAGACUGCGUGGUGGAGCAAAGAAACGCAAGAAGAAGAACUACUCGACUCCCAAGAAAAUCAAGCACAAGAAGAAGAAGGUCAAGCUCGCUGUCCUUAAGUUCUACAAGGUCGAUGAAAACGGUAAGAUUCACCGUCUGAGGCGGGAAUGUCCAUCGGAACAGUGUGGAGCUGGAGUCUUUAUGGCUGCCAUGGAAGAUCGUCAUUAUUGUGGAAAGUGCGGAUACACGCUUGUCUUUAACAAGCCAGACGACAAGUAGACACAGAAUGUAAUUUCUAUGUUUAAUUAUAUACCAUCUUAAUAAAUCUUGAAAAAUACAGUAA